UGCUACAGGGCAGAGUGCGCUGCCCGCCGCCCUUGUCGCCGCCGCGCUUUCGCCUGUAGCGAGCUCCUGUUCCCUGUCCCUGUCUCCUUGAGCAGUCUCCUGGCAGUCCCUGCCACCGAGGCCCGGGCCGGGGUCGUAAGCCAGCCCUUGUCCCCGGCUGCGGCGGGACGAUGCUGGAGUCCAUUCGCGUGACAGAAAAGCUUCACUGGCCUGAACAAGAACUUGCUAAAACAUCUGUUCUGAACGCAGAAGAGGCUCUGACCAUUGACAGCAAGAGAAGCUUCCUGAGUUUGCCCUCUGGAGUUCUGAGGGACGUUUUCACAACUGGAACUAGUAGUUACAAUGUCCUACUACAGAGCAAGGAGGAGAGAAAGCACCAGUCACAAAAGCAGUUCUCCUCUACCUAUUCCAAGAGAUGUAGAAAACCCAGCAAAUCUCCUAGCUCCUUUUGUAGCAAAGACCCUCCACGGAUGAUGGCCCUGGUACCUGUGACAAGUGGGGGAGCUUGGUUCUGCCUAGAGCGGCAGCCGACUGUUGUUGUCACUAGUUCAGUGUCCAGUCCUUUAAAGUUCACGCAUGAUAUCUCUGUUACAGGGAAUGGCAUCAUACUGCCACCUAAACCCAAAAGCAAGGUCAAGCGGUGCCAUUUCAACCCCCUUCCAAAGCCAAAGAGUCAGCCUCAGCUGUCUAGAAGCUUUGAAAAAGCAGAUGACUUUUCUGGAAAGAAAUUUUGUAUAUUGACUGCUAUAAAGCCAACCAACCUGGAGAAAGAAAAAGUGAGGUUCUUCAAGUCUGACUAUACUUACAAUCCUCAAUUUGAGUAUGCAAAUCCUACUCUGCCCAGCGUGUUAGCCAAGCACAGCAAUGCCUCUGACCGAUUUCUUAAACAGUCCAUCCAUAUUAUGGAAUUGACUUUGCAGAAAUAUGGAAGUUAUGAAAAAUUUGAACAAGCCACUGGUGGUAGCUUAUUAUCUAAAGCUAGAAUCUGGAGUCAUGUGAGAAAGUACAUGAUGAAGGAAGGCUGCCUGGGAGAGAUUGUUGUUCAUCUCACUGAGGACCUACUUUCCCGGGCAUCAAUGACAGUAGUCAAUGGGUGCCCGACUCUAACCAUCAACAUUUCCACUGCUCGUGAGCACUGGCUGGAGGGAAUGCUGAGACAUGAAAUAGGAACACAUUAUUUCCGUGGUAUUAACAACCUUCAGCAGCCAUGGAACAGUUGGAUUGGUCGCAAAAAACAUGAGCUAAAGCCAAACAACCCCACAGAGGAGGGACUGGCAAGCAUCCAUAGUGUCCUGUUCAGGAAAGACCCCUUCUUAUGGAGGGCUGCCCUCCUCUACUACACUGUAUACCAAGCCAGUCAAAUGUCUUUUUGUGAACUCUUCAAAGAUAUUAGCAAAUUUGUCAAGGACCCCAAUACAAGAUGGGAUUACUGUGUUCGAGCCAAGAGGGGAUGGACUGAUACUUCCCAACCAGGGUGUUUCAAUAAAGACCAGGUGUACUUGGAUGGAAUCCUUCAGAUCCUUCGGCACAGAGAGUCUAUAGACUUCUGUCUACUGACUGCCCUGGGGAAGGUUUCUUAUGAAGAUGUGGAUCGCUUAAAAGAACUGGCAGUCACUGAAAACAUAAGGGUCCCUCACUUCCUGCAGGAUCAUAGCCGGUACAUGGGACACCUGGAGAAGAUCAUGGAAGUGAAUGAGCUGACUGACGCGGAACUGAAGGGUCUCAUUUCCUAAAUGAGUGCUCCCAGAAACCAGGCAGUGGCGCCUCCAUGAACACAACCAGUCAGGUGUGGUUAGCACCAGCAAAUUUAAAAGAAUGACUUGAGUUUUCUGAAGACUGUCUUCAGUUCAGCUGAAUUUUUGGGUGAAGACACAACCUAAAAACUAUUUCCCUAAAAUGACUGCGGGUGGAAGUUACUCCUGUUUCCUAUGAACCUCCACAGAGCAAUGAAAAUUUUGCAACUGACUGGAGACUUGAGGCUGCAUUGUAAGCUGUGCCCAAGGAGGCCGGGUUACCAGCUAUACUGGAAAAACUCCACAGUUCCAUUUACCCUUAUCAACAGUGUAAUUGUCCUUCUUUGAACUACUAGUUUUGAGACAUCCCAGAAAGCUACCUGUUUCUAAGAUUUCAUCUCUCUUAUGUCAAGUCAUCUUAAAGGGGCAGGGGAAAGCAGUUUGAAAAGUUUUCAUUAAAUGCUUUAUUUUAAUGC
Jaculus jaculus (lesser Egyptian jerboa) is the source of this 2209-nucleotide messenger RNA. It is a transcript of the gene Matcap2, whose product is annotated as KIAA0895 ortholog. Lineage: Eukaryota; Metazoa; Chordata; Mammalia; Rodentia; Dipodidae. The coding region runs from base 171 to 1733 and encodes 520 amino acids. The transcript has 7 exons. The record is from RefSeq and is a predicted model, not a curated record.